Molecule: messenger RNA, 1997 nt
Organism: Thalassophryne amazonica
Lineage: Eukaryota; Metazoa; Chordata; Actinopteri; Batrachoidiformes; Batrachoididae
Gene: cwf19l1
Product: CWF19 like cell cycle control factor 1
Exons: 14
Coding region: 247-1881 (544 amino acids)
Biological process (GO): mRNA splicing, via spliceosome
Cellular component (GO): post-mRNA release spliceosomal complex
Molecular function (GO): RNA lariat debranching enzyme activator activity
Source: RefSeq, a predicted model, not a curated record
AAAAUCUAAUCAAGCUGUAAAUAAUUAUCUAUUGAAUAUAACUAAAUAUAUUUUAAAGCGGCAUUCUAUCCUUAGAAAACACGUAAUUUAUAUACUUGUAAAACCCGUCAAAGGUUCCACUCUUCGAGCCGUUUUUGCUGACGGACCGAAACGGACUGCAACAUAAUCUUUUAACUUCUUUUAAAAUUUUAAUAUAAAUUCUGCGUUUUAACAGACUAAAAAAGAAACCGAAUAUUUCGCAAAGAGAUGGGAGAACAACCCGUAAGAGUUCUGGCCUGCGGGGAUGUUGAAGGACGAAUAAACACUUUGUUCAAGCGGGUUCAAACCAUCCAGAAGAAAACGGGACAAUUUGAUCUGCUGCUGUGUGUUGGAGAGUUUUUUGGGACGACGGCGGAGGCUGAAGCGGAGUGGCAGGAGUACCAGCGCGGAGACAGAAAAGCUCCUAUUCACACCUACAUCCUGGGCGCAGCGAGCCAGGAGAUGGUAAAGUAUUUCCCCAGUGCUGACGGCUGUGAACUGACAGAAAACAUCACCUAUCUCGGUCGUCGUGGUGUGUUCACGGGUGCGUCGGGUUUACAGAUUGCUUACGUUAGCGGCCGGGAGGCCCACCAGGAACCGGCCCCGGCCCACUGUUUCACGUCCAAAGACUUGUUGGCCCUGGUGACCCCGCUGACCAGCAGCUCCAAGUUCAGAGGAGUCGACAUCCUGCUGACGUCACAGUGGCCCAGAGGAGUGUGGCACUACGGCAACUACCCGGACGUGAACACCAAGUCAUGUGGAAGCGGCUUCAUUGCCAGUCUGGCCGAAAAACUGAAGCCGCGCUAUCACUUCUCUGCACUAGAGGGCGCUCACUAUGAAAGGCUGCCGUACAGGAACCACAUUGUUCUCCAGGAAAGUGCACAACACACCAGUCGCUUCAUCGCCCUGGCAACCGUUAACAACCCUGCCAAAAAGAAGUAUCUGUACGCCUUCAACAUCAUCCCCAUGAAGACUCUGGAUCCUUCAGAGCUGGUGAAGCAGCCUCAGGACGUGACCGAAAACCCCUACAGACACUCCAGGAAAGACGAGAGCGAGAAGAAAAGGACAGACUUCAGCACAAAAGACGAGGAACCAUCAGGGCAGUUCUUCUUUGAUCUGAGCAGGAAGCAGGGCGACGCGGCUCGGGGUGGCGGCAGGAAGAGACCGUCAGAUGGGGACAGACAUCAGCAGGGACAACACAAACAGCCUCGCAGGCCUCCUCAGCCGUCUGGUCCCUGUUGGUUCUGUCUGUCCAGUCCUCAGGUGGAGAAACACCUGGUCAUCAGCAUCGGAACACACUGUUACCUGGCCGUGGCUAAAGGCGGUCUGACUCCUCACCAUGUGCUGAUCCUCCCCAUCGGUCACUACCAGUCUGUGGUGGAUCUGAGCUCCGAGGUGGUGGAGGAGAUGGAGAAGUACAAGUCGGCGCUGAGGAGCUUCUACAGGAGUAAAGGAGAACGCUGCGUGCUCUUUGAGAGGAACUACAGGAGCCAGCAUCUACAGCUGCAGGUGGUACCGGUGCCGAUGGACCGCUGCACCACAGACGACAUCAAAGAGGCGUUCAUGGUCCAGGCUCAGGAUCAGCAGAUGGAGCUGAUGGAGAUUCCUGAACACACGGACCUCAAACAGAUCGCUCCACCAGGGACUCCUUACUUCUAUGUGGAGUUGGACUCGGGGGAGAAACUCUUCUACCGGAUCCAAAAACAUUUUCCUCUGCAGUUCGGCAGGGAGGUUCUGGCCAGCGAGGCGGUGCUGAACAUCCCGACCCGAGCCGACUGGAAGGAGUGCAAACAGAGCAGAGAGGAGGAGGAGGAGUGCAGCCGGAAGCUGAGGGAGGACUUCCUGCCCUACGACUUCUCCUGAGAGUGACACGGCGACUGUCGCAGCAUGCCACUGCGACCAUGGGAGAUGGAACUUUUUUUUUUUUUUUAAAUGGGAGGUUUGGAAUUGUUUCUCCAGACACAGAACUGGUUCUGCAG